Molecule: messenger RNA, 432 nt
Organism: Brassica napus (rape)
Lineage: Eukaryota; Viridiplantae; Streptophyta; Magnoliopsida; Brassicales; Brassicaceae
Product: putative F-box protein At3g23960
Exons: 1
Coding region: 1-432 (143 amino acids)
Source: RefSeq, a predicted model, not a curated record
AUGCCGCUCAAGUCUAUCGCGAGGUGUUCCGUCUCAAAGCGGUGGGCCUUCGUACUCCGCCGUCCUGACUUCACGGAGCUGUUCUUCACCAGAUCCCUGGCUCGCACGCUGCUAUUGUUGGCCCGCAUUAAAGAGGAAGAGGUGAUCUUCUUCUCCACACCUCAGCCUCAAAAUUUGGGUGAGAAUGUGUCUCUUGAGCACGGCUACUAUUUAUCGAAUAUUAUCAAUGGAUUUUUCUGUAUAAGCCAUUAUCGGGUCUUAGAGGGAAGAAAAUUCAACCCUAGCACAAAACAAUCCUUCCCUCUACCCAAAAUGAAGAAGACAAGAGAGAUGGCUGAUAUGAGAAGAUUUUUUGGGUACGAUCCAGUUGAGAUACAACACAAGGCGUUGUCAGUGACAAUGCUAGAUGAUAACAGUGUUGUGGACCAUUAG